Molecule: messenger RNA, 787 nt
Organism: Elaeis guineensis (African oil palm)
Lineage: Eukaryota; Viridiplantae; Streptophyta; Magnoliopsida; Arecales; Arecaceae
Product: 16.9 kDa class I heat shock protein 2
Source: RefSeq, a predicted model, not a curated record
AAUAACCAAGACCGGUGGCGGGCUAUCACGCCGAGAAGCAGUGGUUGCAUUGAGAAAGCUUUUAAAAUCUCGACCUAAUUUCCCACUCUCAACGAGCGCAAUCCAAGCCAAAUGUCGAUCAUGAGGCGGAGCAACAUCUUCGAUCCCUUCUCCCUCGACGUCUGGGACCCCUUCCACGGCUCCCCCUUCGACAACUUCCGCUCCCUCGCCGAGUCCCGCCCCAGCUUCGUCAGCGAGACUUCCGCCUUCGCCAACACCCGCAUCGACUGGAAGGAGACCCCCGAGGCCCACAUCUUCAAAGCCGACCUCCCCGGGGUUAAGAAAGAGGAGGUGAACGUGGAGGUAGAGGAGGGUAAGGUCCUCCAGAUCAGUGGCGAGCGCAGCAAGGAGAAAGAGGAGAAGAACGACAAGUGGCACCGCGUCGAGAGGAGCAGCGGCAAAUUCCUCCGGCGGUUUCGGCUGCCGGAGAAUGCUAAGGUGGAGCAGGUGAAGGCAACGAUGGAGAACGGGGUGCUGACUGUGACCGUGCCGAAAGAAGAGGUGAAGAAGGCCGAGGUGAAAAGCAUCGAAAUCUCUGGUUGAAUUCAAACAAGGUGCGGUCCGUCCUAGAGGCGUUCAUAGGUGAUGCAAAAGUCUGUUUCAAUGGAGUAACGAGAAUGUGUCGUCGUAUAAGUGUUUGCAUGGGUUUGUGCGUAUUCUUGUCUGUGAACGUUUGUCUGAACAAAUCUAAUGUAGUUGUUUGCCUCUUUCCAAUGAAAUAAAUGCGCUUUUUGUGAAUUUUGUUGGA